AUGGUAUCGUCUGAUCUGGGUGCUGCGAGUAGUGACAGCAAGUUUGUUACCUUCCAGCCAACCAUCACCAUUGUGCGCUUUCAUGAGCUUCGUACGGCAGCGGAACGAUGGCACUCGAUUCCUGAUCGCAGACGCUUCAUCCAGCAAGCCCGUGAAGAAGCCCAGCAUUGGAUUGAUAAGGGUUGUUACGAGUUUCUCCUGAAGGAUUCCUUUCACGAAGGCAGCGACGAGUUGGCGCAAGCCAGGAUGAACGCAUAUGCGCAGCUGCCUGGGGAGGACUACUGUCGUGGGUUGGAACGCCAUGUGUGUCGGGAACAUGGACUCAAGAGGGAUUCCUUCAAGAAGGGUGCUAUCAGAGCAAUCGUCAAUGAGGGGAGGAAACGCAGGGAUGCGGGUAUGCCUCUGGACAAGUCAUGGUACCAGUUGGGCGAGAUAUCCAGGAAACUAAGUUUCUUGGCCGCACGGUUUGCACGACGUGUGGGGACUGCAGAUGAGAUUGUGGUUCGGCUGGGGGAAGACGCCUCCAAGGUGGAUAGGCUGCGGAUGGAUGCCGAUCCCAUCCAAAAGCUACGACAGCACAGGGAGUAUGAGGACCCGGCCUUGGAGAGCCCCGUUAAAAAGACCAAGGAGAUCUGUGUUGGCGCUUCAGGAGAAACGAGCGUCGGCGAACAUCAAGCGCUGCAGGUGCAGCGCCAGAACAAUCACAGCGCACAGUGCGCAAUCACAGCUACCGGUAUCAAUGGUUGGUGCCAUGGCCCUAGGGAAUCUAUCAUUAAUGUACCUGGAGUGAAUACAGGAGGAAUCAGCAGCGACUGCUGA
Molecule: messenger RNA, 819 nt
Organism: Seminavis robusta
Lineage: Eukaryota; Bacillariophyta; Bacillariophyceae; Naviculales; Naviculaceae
Source: the annotation of a GenBank genome assembly